Messenger RNA from Python bivittatus (Burmese python), 2261 nucleotides. NCBI's taxonomy places the organism in Eukaryota, Metazoa, Chordata, Lepidosauria, Squamata, Pythonidae. The record is from RefSeq and is a predicted model, not a curated record.
ACGGCGGCGGGGUGGCUGUCCUGCGCGGGGGCGCCCCCAGGCCCGCCGGAAGCGCCCUGCGAGGAAAUGGAGCAGGCCGGGCCGGAGCAGCAGUGUGAGGCUGCCCGCCGGAAGCUGCGGGAGAUCGAGGACAGGAUCACCGAGGAGGACGAGGAGGAGGAGGGCGAGGACGACGAGGAGGAGGGACUUGCAGGCCAGCCUGAGGGCCACCUGCCCACCCUGGUCCUGUCCCACACGCUGCAAACUGGACUGAAGCAGGACUACGAAGGAAUCUUGACCAAGAAAAUCAUUGAAUCCAUGAGCCGUCCAUCGAUGGAGCUGGUGCUGUGGAAGCCUCUCCCUGAAUUCCUCCCUGAGAAAGACGAUUUGGCUUGUAUUAAGACCUACAAGCCAUUGGUCCCGGAAAGAUGCCUUGGAAAGCGAGCAGCCCUGGACGCUGCCUUUCCAUCACAGACAGCCGAAUUCCUCGAGCAGCCUGAGCAAGCAGAAAUGCCGUUGGCCCACUUUGGGGCAGUUGGACCGAGUGGGCCUGCAGAAGAAGAGAUGGAGCUGUAGAAGAAGGGAAAGAAGCAAGCUGCUUCACCUUUACUUUCUGAGCAAGCAGAGACGCUGCAGAGAUUGGAAGGUGCAGUUCUGCAAGAAUCCAGGGGUUUACCUAUAAAUCCAGAACAUGGGGAAGGCACUUUGGGGCUCCAGAAAAUAACCUGGCUGGUUCUGUGCAUGCACCUUGUCACCUUUUUACACAGUGAGAUGCCAAAUCUUGUGCCCCGUAAGCCUUGUUUUCUUGGAGCACCAGUGUACAGUUUGGAUCUUUUUUGAAAGGGAUCCUGAGAAAUCUGAUUGCUUGUGACAAAUACAGUGUUCGUUUCUGCUGCAGCCUUUCAAAGUUUGGGCUGGGUGGGCGAACCUGAAGCUCCUGUUCUAGCCCUUGGCAAGGAAUGUCUAUUCAGGCCUGGCGACACAGCUCCUCCACCAGCUCAACUCAACAUCAGUCAGUGGCAUUGACUUGCGAAUUCUGUUGUGUGAACCAUUGAGCCAGGAGUGGCUCCUGUUGGCGGAGGCAAAACCCCCCUUUGCCCUGUAGUUCCUUCUGUGGGGGAUCUCGGGGCACUGGCAGCACUGAAGGAAGUACGUCAUGCCUGUGGCAACCUAGCUGAGCUCAGCUGCUGGUACAUAACGUACCAGUUAAAACGUCAGACUGCCUAAGCUGUCAGGUUGUGCCCUUCUUUUAGCUUCUUGUGUGCCCGAGGAGCCAGUUGGCAGCCUAGGGCUCUGAAGCUCUUGCAACACCACCGUAAACGGAAAUUAUUGGCGGAAUUUUUAUGCCUCAACCCUUGUCAGGAAAUAGCUUACCUAAGGAAAAGCUCAAGCUUUACAAACUGCCUGUCAGAAAUCCAGAAAGGGCAAACUUGAUUUUCUUUUUUUCCGUGAAAGAGGGAUGAUUGAAAGUAGCUUGUGUGUCUUGGGUUCUAUUUUCCAUUUUCUGCAGAUACCUUUUCUUGGACCCAAUGUAUCAGCCUUCAUAGCUAAUAACCUUUUUUAAAUUUGAGAUUGGACAAAUCUUUAAAAUGUUACAUAGAUCUCAGUAAACUCGUUCUGAUAAUGUUGACAACUGACACCUUAAUAUUGCUACUUUGUGAAGUUGCCUUUGCUUUUAAGUAACUUUUUUCAUUCUAGCAAAAGCCUUUGUGCCUCUCUCUUCUGUUUGUUGAACAGCAAGCCCAAGCCCCUUUAAAAGCUUGUAAUAGAAGUUUGGGAAGGAGCUGGAUGGCCCUUCUAUGUUCUGUGAGAGGUCAGAAACCAGCCCAUGCUAUGUCCCAGGGAGAACAGCUAGUGCCAAGUGCCCACAGGAUUGGAGCUGGCUUUGCUUAUGCCCUCCAGAAUCCAAGUAAUCUGACUGCCUUUUCUAUCAGAGGUGUUUCUGAUUAAUGCUGGUUAGACUUUGCUCUGGUGUGGGAAAGGGGAAAAGGAUUUUGUUCCUUAGACUACACAUAAAGUAACAUUCCCAAUCAUUGGAUUGGCUGCCCUUGAAAUUACCCAAUCCCCACUCACAGAGAAUAAAAACCUGCUUUUUAAGUGUAUCCAAAAGCGUAAUUCUUUGAGUGAUAGAUGGGCACUCAUUUGUUGAACAAGAAUUGCUUGUGGGAAUUCUGGAAGUGUUUUGUUGGAUAGUUAAUAUGGGAACCAGCAACAGUGCAUUGUGGUCUGUCUGCUAUUGGGCCAAAUCACAAUUUGUACGUCAAUAAACUUUUUUUAAAACA